AUGGAAGAGGCUGGCUUAUGCGGCUCCACGGCGCAGGAUUCCAACAGGGAGGAAAAGCGCCAGAGACCCCGCAGGAGGAGGGGCUCCAAACCCAUCCCAGGGUGCUCCAAGGAGGAAAGACCCACCCUGUUCCAAGGAGGUGGACAGAGCUUCAGCCAGGGCUCUGGGCUGGUGGUCCAUGAGGAGCUUCACAAUGGGGAGAAGCCCUACAAGUGCUUGCAGUGUAGGAAGGGCUUCAGGCGGCGCAACAGCGUGAUUCAACACCAAAUGAUCCACACUGGGGAAUGGCCCUUUGAGUGUGAGCAAUGUGGGAAGACCUUCAGUUGCAGCUCCCACCUGAUCCGCCACCAGAGGAUCCACACCAGGGAACGGCCCUAUGAGUGUGGGGAAUGUGGCAAGAGCUUCAGCCGGCGCUCCGGCCUUAUCCGCCAUGAGAACAUCCACGCUGAGGAAAGGCCACAUAAGUGUGGGGAAUGUGGGAAGGGCUUCAACCAGAGGUCCCAACUGAUCACCCACCAAAUGAUCCACACUGGGGAGAGGCCCUAUGAGUGUUCCCAGUGUGGGAAGAGGUUUCAGACGAGCUCCACUCUCCUCGUGCACCAGCGGAUUCACAGAAAGGAGAGGCCCUUCCGCUGCCCUGACUGUGGGAAGGGCUUCAAGCACAACUCUAACCUCGUCGCCCACCUGCACAUCCACACUGGGGAGAGGCCCUAUGAGUGUCCCCUGUGU
Prinia subflava (tawny-flanked prinia) is the source of this 729-nucleotide messenger RNA. RefSeq names its product zinc finger protein 239-like. Gene Ontology annotation, molecular function: DNA-binding transcription factor activity, RNA polymerase II-specific. NCBI's taxonomy places the organism in Eukaryota, Metazoa, Chordata, Aves, Passeriformes, Cisticolidae. The record is from RefSeq and is a predicted model, not a curated record. The transcript has a single exon. Gene Ontology annotation, biological process: regulation of transcription by RNA polymerase II. The annotation marks the transcript as partial. Gene Ontology annotation, cellular component: nucleus.